Molecule: messenger RNA, 441 nt
Organism: Peronospora farinosa
Lineage: Eukaryota; Oomycota; Peronosporomycetes; Peronosporales; Peronosporaceae
Source: the annotation of a GenBank genome assembly
AUGGACUUCCCGUGCCGUUUGGAUCAGAAAUAUAUCGAUCAGAACGGCAACCCGAAGAAGUCUCUUGCCGACGACGUUGGUGUAGUGGGGUCUGAAGAGAAUGUGGACGAAGUCGAAAGUGAAGAUGACGAGGGCCCAUACGAAGGGGCACCGAUUCAGAGGAAGAUGUCGCGAUUUCUGGUCGAGUACGGGAUCGCAAUCAGUUUAUUGAAGAUGAGGCGGAUGUCGGCGACGAAGACGACGAGACUCGCCUUUCUUGUUCUGGAAGGUCAUGUGGCUAGCUGCGCAACUCGAUCUCGAGGUCACCAAUCGCUAUUAUAUCACGAGCAGAAAAUAAAAGUGAAUAUGCGGGAUGUAGAAGAGAUUCCUAGGCUUCAAGAAGACACGCCUGCAGCCCAGAGUAACUGCGCCAUGAUGUCAAAGCGAAAAGUAAAAAAUUAA